AUGCGAAAAGAAGGUUUCAGAAAGACCAUGUUCCCUUGUUCUCGAUGUCUGAGGCAAGAUAUCACAUGUGAGCCACGGUUGAGCAAGCGAGGACCAGGCCGGUCUGCCACGGUCUCGCGUGGGAGACAGCGGCCAUCAAAACGCAAUAACGCAACAGAUCGCGCUGGGAUGAGCAACACACCGGCUGUAAAUGAUGACCAAGACGACUAUCUCAGGUUCGAACAAUGGGGCAAUUGUUUCACCGAACCGCUCUCUGGUCCAUCCAAUCUUGGUGGAGCUCCAUUCUCUGCUCCCAAUGCCGCAACGAAUGACUGUUGGGAUUUUUGUCUGGCACCAACAUCACACGACGCGUCUUUUGACAUAAUGAACAUGCAAGACUUGGAUGCAAAUAAUGGCACACAACAUAUCGGGGAUCUGUUCAGCACCGAUCUAACAUCCGGAUCUCAUUCAUUGUGUUCACAAUUGCUUAACCCUCCAGCAAUUCUCAACGAUAUCCAACUGGAUUUAGCCAGCGAGGCUGCGCCGCACUCUGCAUUGCGUGUUGUAGAUAAAUUCGCUACAGGCCAAACUCUGUUACUCGACGCGUGGCCUAUCUUUGAGUGCAAUCCUGUUGUGGAUACUGCUUCAUGUCCGACAACUGCGCCAGGUCAUCUGCGCAACCUCUAUGAUGCAUUGAGUGGCCAGUGUAUUUCCUGCAACACAAAGUCACAAGAAGCGGCGAAGAUCGAGCCUUUCGUCUUUGGCACGCGAGACAAAUUGAUUGCGACUGUGCAACGCUUCUCUGACAAGGCGCAGCGAAUUCAUGGCUUGCUGUCCGAACAGCAUUCGAAGGCGAUAGCGACUCAGCUUUCUUUCAUUCUUCCUGCUCCCCCUGUGCUAGAUUCGCUGCUGUCAGCAUGCCACAGGUUAUACGAGCUACACUAUCCUUUUCUCUCCGCUGUGGCUAUGAAAACGAACGAGCUUCUCAAUAAAGAAGUUGACCCGGUCAUCACUAGCUUGAAACUGCUUCUCAUGAUGUCUGCUGGUGCAAUGACUCCAGCGGCUAGUGAUAACCAUCGAAUUGCACAGGGUCUUUUGGAAAUCAGUCGAGUGUUUCUGAAUCAUAUCGUCGAUGAAGACGUCAGGGUUGUCUCCAAUCCAGAUCUAUUACAAUGCGCUCUUGGAUUCAACAUUGUUGCUGCCUGGAGUGGUGACAAAUGGCAAAUGGAUAUGAUUCGCAGAUCUAAGUUGUUCGAAAAGUGUUCGCCGAACAUUGCAACACCGCUGGCAGACCUGACAAGGGUGUGGCAAGCAUGGCAAGACCAAGAAUCUCACAACCGCACGGCAUAUACGUGGGUCAUCCUCGAUCAAGAGAUGUGUCUCUUCCAAGAUUCGACCUCAACUUUGUUCACUUCAGUGACAAGCUUUAAUACUCCUGUUCCCAACUCUGAUCAAUUAUGGCAUGCAACUUCUGCCGAGCAAUGGGCUCAUGAUGUCGGUUACGAUGGAAGUGGUACAGUAACUUUCCCACGAUCUUUGGACGAAUACAUCAGGGCUCUUCGUGAAGAAAAGACGACAAUUGAUCUAUCCAAGCUGACACCAAUUACCCUACGCCUGAUGUUGUGUCACCUGCAAAAAGUCGUGUCUCGAGUCCGCGCGUUGAUCGCUGACAUGACUGACGAUGAAGGUACGUCUAGAGCCGCUCAUCGCCAAACAGCCAUGGUUCUGACAUCAGUGCACAUGGAUGAAGCACGGGAUAUGCUCCGAAGAUGGUACGAUCUGGCAAAUGGUGGAUGUACGGACACCAGAACCCCUGCCAUGGGGGCCAACAUGAUCCUCUAUCAUCUUCUCUCAUUGAACACACUUGCCAACUUCCCCGAGAUCGAGCGCAUUGCUCGCAGUGACAGGACUGAUCCUUUAAAGAAGCCGGCUCACUGGGUACGAUCUUAUCACUUCGAAGAUUGCCCUCGCAUCUUCUUCCAUUGCCGACAGAUCUUGCGUACGAUCCGAUACAUGGAGGAACACACCAGACCUCCUUGGUGGGCUGGUGCUGUCUAUCGAGUUGCGUUGAUUGCCUGGAUGAAUAGUAUGGUGGUUGCGGACACCGGUGCAGGAGCAGACAACCAUGGAAGCAACCAGUCAACAACAACAGUCCUCGACGACCUGGCAGCGGACCAUCCGCUUAUCGAGGCAUAUCUUGACAGGCAUCAGGGCAUUCCAGUCUUUUCGCAAAUCGAAGGUGGAUAUAUGGCCUUGGAUGUCCCUAGUAAUGUUCUGGUGCAUUGUGCAAAUCUUCUAGGCGUUGAUCCUCUGCUAGCCUUCGUCAAAGGAGUCCGUCUCAAACUGCUAAAGCUCGUCACGCGGUGGCAGUGA
Molecule: messenger RNA, 2352 nt
Organism: Aureobasidium melanogenum CBS 110374
Lineage: Eukaryota; Fungi; Ascomycota; Dothideomycetes; Dothideales; Saccotheciaceae
Exons: 4
Coding region: 1-2352 (783 amino acids)
Source: RefSeq, a predicted model, not a curated record